AUGGCAAUGCAAAAACAACAACUUACGUUAAUAAUAAUAAUAUUCCAUGUCGUGGUACGAGUCCGACCUUUGAACAGUGCCGAAAAAGCAAGAAAAGCAUUCCAAUGUGUGUUUCCAUUAGACAAGAAGAGGGUUUUAUUGGUGGAUCCGGAAAAGUUCGAGAACAAUAUUCUACGGCAAAAUCGGCAACAUGAGAGGAAAUUCGAGUUCGAUGCAGCUUUUGGAGCUGUGUCAAAUCAAGAAGAUGUUCAUGAAACUACAACCGGGCCAAUCAUAGAUUCAGUGGUUCAAGGGUUCAAUGCAACUGUUUUUGCUUAUGGGGCCACGGGUUCCGGAAAGACUUUCACUAUGAUUGGAACCAAGGAACGUCCCGGAUUGAUGACAUUGAUGACAAAAGCGUUGUAUGAGAAAUUGGAUGGACAGUAUCAAGUGUUACUAUCCUAUAUGGAAAUCUACAACGAAAUCAUACGAGACCUAUUGAAUCCAACUGGGGGUGAUUUGGAGUUAUUGGAAGAUGAGCGAGGGAACAUCCGAGUACCCGGAUUGUCUUCAAAUCGAGGAAUACGUCUAAAAGAAGGAGCUGCAAUAAAUCGUUCUUUACUGGCACUUGGGAAUGUCAUCAAUUCUUUGGCUUCAAAGACAACAAAGUAUGUGAAUUAUCGGGAUAGCAAACUGACAAGACUAUUGAAGGAUUCGCUUGGAGGAACUGCAAAGACAUGUAUGAUAGCUCACGUGACGCCAUCAAGCUCCAACUUCGAAGAGACAUAUAACACAUUGAUGUAUGCUUCGCGAGCCAUGAAUAUCACAAAUAAACCUGUUCGUAAUCGGCCGGCCUCCGCGGACCAAGUGUAUGCUGAAGCGAUGAAUGCAAUCAGGAAGGAAAUGGGAUCUCAAAUCAAAAAUUCGUCAUCAAUAUCUGGAUUAGCUGCUCGUAAUGGCUUACCUGAACGAACUGGAAGUCGAUCUCGUCCGAAAUCAAUCUCCCGAAACAGCAGCUUAACUCGAGCUCCUGCGGCUUUAACGACGAUCGACCGUGGGCGUGGCGGCUCACUUUUCACACAGCUCAAGGAGCAAUACAUGACACUGUCCGAUAAACAACGGAAAUUGAGAGAAAAAUUGAUGGCAAUUAAUCAAGAGGCUUACUCUCUCGAAAUGUCCCUGAUCUCCAAAAAUGCCAUCAUCAAUGCGUGGGAGAAGGCACAUCAAGACAAAACAAACGAUAGUGUGGAAAGGUUGAAACAGGAUGGAGAAUUACAGCGAGUACGUCUUGUGGAACUAUCUGAUCAACGAACUAAAGUAGAGAAGGCGCUCCGGAAAGGGGAUGAAAACGCGAGUGGGCUGAAUCCCGGAUGCGUAGUCUCGCUGCCACUAAUGAAAAUUUCCGCCUUGUCCGACCUUGCCAUCAAGGGAUUGAUCAUGGAUAGAACUGACACUUCCAUCGCGAAAUUGCAAAAAUAUGAGCUUGUCGCUGAUAGGUUGAUAGAUGGGAAAUUAGAUGAUGCUGACCGCAAGCAACUUGAAGAAGAAUAUCGCCUGAUCAAAAACCAAUUCCAUUAUCACCUGCUCCCUCUGAAAAACAUUCAAACAACAGUAUCAUGGAAUUCAAUGUUGCUACCAAAAAUCAAUAACAACAACAACAAUACAAUAAUCAUGGAGGAGAGACUGAACUCCGCUUCCAAAAAGAAAUCUGAAAUCUCACUACCCAUCAUAGCAAAUGGUAGAGAAAAAUAUCCCACGUCUUCUGCAGAAUCCACAACUGAUGAUGAUCGAGUCAACUCUCCGGUUACCGAACGUUUGCCAAAUAUAUGA
Messenger RNA from Caenorhabditis briggsae, 1809 nucleotides. RefSeq names its product Protein CBR-KLP-13 (gene Cbr-klp-13). Lineage: Eukaryota; Metazoa; Nematoda; Chromadorea; Rhabditida; Rhabditidae. Gene Ontology annotation, biological process: microtubule-based movement. Bases 1 to 1809 code for a protein of 602 amino acids. Gene Ontology annotation, molecular function: ATP binding; microtubule binding; microtubule motor activity. The transcript is spliced from 17 exons. The record is from RefSeq and is a predicted model, not a curated record.